This is a messenger RNA of Aplysia californica (California sea hare), 6460 nucleotides long. RefSeq lists its product as uncharacterized. The record is from RefSeq and is a predicted model, not a curated record. Gene Ontology annotation, biological process: multicellular organism development; positive regulation of kinase activity; cell surface receptor protein tyrosine kinase signaling pathway. NCBI's taxonomy places the organism in Eukaryota, Metazoa, Mollusca, Gastropoda, Aplysiida, Aplysiidae. Gene Ontology annotation, molecular function: transmembrane receptor protein tyrosine kinase activity; ATP binding. Gene Ontology annotation, cellular component: signaling receptor complex.
ACAGGACUAUGAGGUUUAUAUCAAGUGACGGAAGGCAUGGUGAGGGCGAACUUGGAUGAAAGAGCAGCAGUGUAAUGGAUGAAGCUACCCGAUACUGACCGUCGUUUAGGCAACAGAAAGUAGAAAGUUCAGCAUUGUGGUGGCUUCCAGAUUCGCGACAGAAACGUGAUCCGUGAAAGGACGAGAACCCCGCUGCACGCAAUAUGUAUUUGAGGAUUCUAUUUGUGCUGCUUUGUUCUUUACUUCUGUACUCCACACCUUGUGGCAGCUCCUUCACGCCGGUGUCGAAUGGCGAGGUAGAACUGAUCACACGGGCUUCCAUCAACGUCUCCCAGUUCUGUCAGGAUGAGCUGGCUUGUCGAAGCACUCUCAACACAUCGUCAUGUGACAAGGACGGAUUCUGCUCCGAGGUCGUAUCCUGUAACGGCCGUGGAGGCUUCCCCGCUGUGGAGUACCCGCUUGGAGACUGGGAACCGGCGGAUGAUCAUGAGGGUUGUCAGGUUGUGGACAAGACGCCCACCUCGCCACCUUCGACGCUCGCUCGCCACAACAGCGACAAGACGCUGGCCAUCAACGGCAGUGCGGAUGGACUAGCAGCCUGCUUUGUGAAGAGGAAAGACCCUGUUGGAGAUGUGUUCAGUCUGGUCUUCUGGCUUAGGGCUGUAUGCGGCAACUGCUCGGUGUUGGAGGUGCGUCAGCUGUCAAAGGGGUCAUUGCAUGUCCGUGUCAGUGGCAGUUCUUUAUGUGUGGACAGUCUCUGUGUGCAGGAUAACAGGCUAGGCCAUGACGACUGGGUGCUCAUCACUCUGAGGUUCCUUCUUUGGGAGAUGAAUACUACUUGUAUGAUGUUCGCUACUACGUGGAUGCACUGACUUCAAGAGAAAUCGAAUACUUCGAUUCUGGCUUGUGGGAUAUGUUUCCACAAGUGGAGUCGUGCCGGUGUUUAAAUGAGUAUCCAGAUCUGGACGAAACUGAUACUUUGUUUUGCACCAAUGGUGUCUCCUUAUACCCACGCUUCAACACUUCCUUCAAGUUCCGCAGUAUUGAUGUGUUAACUGAUGAUGAUGGCAGCACAAAAUGGGCUUCUUCAGAGGAAGGAGCUAUUACUAUAAUGCUUGAUUUACGCCUUUCAUAUGAGGUGAAUUCCAUCCUCGUCAACUUUGAUUCUGAAGUUCCAUCUGGAGCGACAUGUUUCUUCAUUUCUGAUGGAACUGAGAAAAAACCCCGAAAUCUUCAAUGCUCUGGAAAGCAAUGCCAGCUUCAAUUGGGUUCCUUGGAUUCAUCAAUAGAUUUUGAUAGAUAUGAAGAACAAACAGCAAAAGAGAUCCGAAUAAUCCUCCAGAGGCAGGAUACAACCCCAAAGAGCUACAUUGUUUCAAGCAUUAAUAUCAAAGGAAGGUGUGAUUGUCAUGGCAAUGCUGACAGUUGCACUAUGACCAAUGAUACUUAUACUUGUGACUGCCUGUCAAGCACACAUACUCAGGGACAGAGCUGUGCUUUUUGUGAGAACAAUCACUAUAGAAACUUCUCAAGCUUUGACUGUCCUGUCAGCUGUCAGUGCAAUCUCGAUGGUGUGUUUAAUGUCACAGACCCCUGUGAUGAGAAUGGUGGAGCAUGUAAAUGCAAAAAAUUCGUUGUGGGCCCCCAGUGUGACUUAUGCAUGCCUUGGACGUAUGGAUUUAACGCUUCAAAUGAAGAAGGUUGCACGGAAUGUGCUUGUAACCUGACUGGUGCAUUAAGCUGCAGCAACAUCACAGGAGGUUGUGACUGCAAGCCAAACACUGUGUCUGGAAUGUGUGAAAGAUGUACUCUAGAUCACUAUGGGAUGGAGACACCAGACGGAUGUCAAGCGUGCAACUGUAACACAUCUGGGACAAUUAAUCAGGUCACACAGUGUGAUUCAGUCACUGGAUUGUGUCCGUGCAAGGACAAUGUUGAAGGUAAAACCUGUAGCACAUGUAAAGGUGGCUUUUUCAAACUUGACACUGCUAAUGCUCAAGGUUGUACAGAAUGUAAGUGCCAUGAAGUGGGCAUGAUGCACUCAACCUGCCACAGAGAUAACGGCCAGUGUCCUUGUCGUGGAGGUGUCAUCACUGACCGUAUCUGCUCUCCGCAGGUGUUGGAUGUGAAACCCCUCUAUGGCCCUCUCAAAGGGGGUACCCUUGUCACUGUCAGGGGAAUAUUACUUGGAAACGAAACCCACAAUCCAUCACUUUUCAUUGGAAAUGUGCAGCAAGCAGUUUUUGAUCUUGAUGACAGUGCCUUGGUGUUCAAAACUGUAGCCCUACCCAGCACCACAGGACCAAAGAGUGUUCCCGUCAAACUCAGUUGGAAACAGGUGGAUGUUCCUCUAGACCUCAAUACAUCGUUCAGCUUCAGACCCAACCCUGUAGUGAACCCACGCACAGGAGCUGGUCUCACUACAUUCAUCAGUGGAGGAUGCUUAAUACAACUUUCUGGCACCAAUUUGGAGAGUGUGCAGUACCCAAAACUGAGUGUCCAGAAAGUAGGGAAUCCAGACAGUUCUGCAGUGUCUAUCUGCAGACAUGUUGACAGUGAUGUCAUCUGUGGAACACCAGAUCUAAAAAAUUUGUCCUUACCAAAUAAUCCAAGUGAUCAAUAUAAGAUGACAGCAGUCUUUGAUGGCCUGUCAUUUUCUAACAUCGGAAACCUUGAAGUUGUUGACGACCCAGUCUUUGAUUACAAAGGAACUAUAAAGUUUCAAUAUCCAUUUGAGACAACAAUCUCACUUUCAGGAAAACGUCUAUUGAAUGGUUGCCAUGACAACAACUACAAAGUGCUGCUUGGUGUUGUACACUGUGAUAUUAAGAGUAUUUCCAACUCAGGGAUAGAAUGCUCACCACCUAAGUCUGCUCCAAAUGGGAAAAGGUCACAUGAAAUAAAGAUUUCUAUUGGGAACAUUGAAAGGGUUGUUGGCACCGUGGAAUACCUGGAGUUUUAUGAGACAACUGGGUUUAUCAUCAUCAUCAGCUGUGUUGCUGCUGUGAUUCUCAUUGUAAUUGGCAUCAUCAUAAUUUGUUGUUGCUGCCGGUAUAGGAGGAAUAAGAAAUCACCCCCAACACUUGACAACUUGGAUCACAAGAACUUGGUCGCUUCUGAGCCUCGUAGUAUGAACGAUUACGCAGAAUUGAACAGCGUCAUGGACCAACCACCAACUUCCAACGGCUUUCAUGGCAAUAUCCAUAUGGAAACAGUCAUCAAGGAACCAAAGAAGGGCAUUGUCAAUUCCAGUGCUGAGGAUGCUGUAUUAAUGGAGGACUUCUUGCCCCAUAUAGAGCCAGGGUUGAGAGAGGAUGUCAGCUUAUGCUAUGUGGGAAGGGGACAUUUUAAUUUAGGACGUAAUCCAAUAUUCAAAGGGAAGCAAGCCAUUCUGUGUGAUGGAGCCAUACAAAAGAAUGGGAAGCCUGUGAUGAAGCUGACUAUAAAAAGUCUGACAGAACCAGUUGCUCAAGACUCUCUUCUGCCUCUCUGGGCCAACCAGGCCUUAAGCGAGUGUCUUAGGUUACGUCGCUAUACCCAUACACAUGUUCUCAGUAUCUAUGGGAUUGGUGUGGACAAACAACGUUUUCAUAUAUUGUACCCUCAUAUGGUUCAGGGUACACUGAAAGCUGUCAUUUCAAACACUGAUAAGGAAUUCAGUGUGAGGCAGCUGCUUGCUUUCAGUCAACAAGUUGCAGAGGGAAUUGAUUUCCUGGCCUCUAAAGACAUUACACAUAAAGAUGUGGCAGCCCGAAAUUGUUUCUUGGAUGACGUUUCUGUUGUGAAGCUGGGUGAUGCAGCGUUCUCCUGGGACUUUUACCCUGAUGAAUAUGUCUAUGAUGAUCAGAGAGAACGCUAUUUGCCCUUGCGAUGGAUGGCUCCAGAGAGCAUCAGUGAUGGUUACUAUGACAGCAGAACAGAUGUGUGGUCAUUUGCUGUCCUGGUGUGGGAACUUCUGACGCGUGGGUGUUUACCAUUCCAUGAGGUGACAGAAGCUGAUGAUGUCAGAGAGUAUAUUCUACAGGGCUACAUCCUUGGAAAGCCUGAGACUCUUUCUAAUGAUGUUUACGACUUGCUACGGACAUGUUGGUCACUAGAGAAUGAAGUUCGGCCCUCCAUUGCCUCCGUUGCUCGGAAGCUUGGAGAAAUCUUGGAAGCAGAUGAUGAUGAUAACACAUAUGCCAAUGCAUCAUCAGUUUCAUCGUACAGAAUUCAAGGCAAGGCCUCCACCCCACGUGCUCAUGACAAUUCUGAAGAACACAUCUACAGCACAACAAACUUAAGUCGAGUUUGAUAUCCAACUUUUCUCCCUCCUGAAAGUUUAUAAAAUGGAGAAAAAAAUCCCCUCCAAGGUCUUGCAAGUUUAUAUACCUUUCUUGGCUGCAGCCCUUAUAGCCGAGUUCCCAUUAUGGGUCUGUGCCUUCCUUAACCAAAGCAAACAUAACUCAGGAGCAUUGCUAGAAAACUGACAUUAAAUAUUUAUUAAUUAAAAAUAUACUUUUAUUACAUCAGGAAUGGUUUGGGCACAAGAAGAACUUGUUUUGGAAUGCAUAUUAUCAUUUCUAAUAUUACGUUUGAAGGAUUAACAGUUAACCACAAUUAAAAUGUUAAUUUUCCUUUCUUGAUUCAUUUCUAAUUGCAACCUGAUCACAUCCUCUAUGCACAAACACUGCUGGUCUACAUUGAUUUCACUGUCAGAAGCCCGUCACUCAUCACUGGCACUGCACUCACAAUAUACUCACAUUCAAUAUCUGAAAGCUUUUCUUGCUAAUUUGACUUAUUUCUGCAGCUUUCAUGAAAUGGAAAUGAUGCCCAUGAAAUUACAGUUAAACUUUCUUUUCAAUCGCAUCUUUAUUUGAGGUCUGUGUCCGUUCAAUUCUAAACUUUGCUUAUUAACGGAACUAAAGUGAUAGUAAAAGCACUAAUUCUGAAUUUGUCCCCCUCCAGAUAGAGUGUCAAUGAUCUUUGUUUGCACUGCUUAUUAUUUUCUUGGCCAUUUCUUCAGUCCCUCAUCACUGGUAUACUGAUGACAUUCUUGAUUGCACACUAGCGGGCCAUCCCUGGAUAUACCAGUGAUAUUCAAAUGAAAGAGUUGAUGAGUUUUUUUGGGGGGUUGGAGAAGCAAAUUGAGAGUGACUAAAGUGAGGUGCAUGACUUUUUUAAACUAGUUGUUACUGUUCUAAUCACCCAACCUUUUCACUUUCCCAUUCCAGCCCUCGUCUGAGUUGUGAUACCAUGGCCACGGUGAAGACUUUUGGUCAGAGAUAGAUGUGUAGCUUGUUCAGUCAGUCGAGUGCUGUAGGUUAAAAACCAUCUGGAAAAGGGCCCUGUCACAAAUAUUAAUCUUCAAUUUAAAGUGUGCUCUUGAUCUCUAGUUCUGCUCAUACUUGUUUACUAGUGCUAGUUUCUAAGCUUGCUAAAAUCAUACCACCGCUUGUAGGCCUCAUAUAUAUAUAUAUAUGCAUAUAUUAUAUAUAUCGUUGAAGAUUCCUGCUUUACUUUGCAUUCUCUCUCCAAUUAGCUGUGACAAAUCACAGGCUUGUUGGCUUCGGACUACAGUUAUUAUUAUAACUGACUAAAAGAAUUGUGUGUUGUAGUCAGAAGCCACAAUGACAAUUUAUUGACAGCGGGUUUUUUGUUUUCACUUAGGUCCAUUGUUGCCCCGUUGCAUGAAUGUGAAGGAAAGUUCUUACUUCAUCCGCAGACAGAUAAAAUGCUUCUCCAAUCCCAAGUGAAUUGUUUUCUUACUAAUGGUAGGCCCAUAUUGGUUGCUUCAGUUUAGUGUAAAUUGAUUGCUGCGUCACAGUUCACUCUAGACCCCAGUGAGACUAUUGUUCUAAGUUUUCCAUACUGGCUUUAAAAAUAAAUGAACUAAACUAUAUAACAUGGCUCCAAUCAAGAUAAAGAUAAAGGUAAGACGUAAUAUGACAGGAAAUUAUAGCGCCAAUGCAUCGUCUGUGCUACAUUAGAAUUAGGCAUGAAAAGUUAAUCUUUUGCGGUGACUUUCUAUUUGUAUUCCAAAAAUCUACGAACUUCUUUGCAUCAUUGAUUGACUUGAAGACCAAGAAAUAAUUCUAGGAUUUUUUGGCUUGUGAGAAAAUAGGUAAAUGAAUGUAGUCAUACAUGAAUGUAAACAAUGAAAACAAUUGUAUUAAUGAAUUAAUGCACGAUUAUGUAGCUAUUGUUCAGCUGUUUGUAGAGGUGUGGACUUUUUCUUGUUUUGGCCUCUGUAGAGCCUCACAACAGACUGGGAAUUUGCAUAUAUUUCUAUAGGACAUCCUCUUUUUGCCUGUCUUUUCAUUGAGCCUUUAAAAAUAAAAUUACCUAAUUGUGCAUUUCCACUCUGAGGUUUUUAUUAUGGUGUGUGUGAAGAGGUAGAGAUUCUUUUCUCUUCUUUAAAAAAAAAAAAAAUUUAUUUUGCUUUUUCAAUUUAAGACCAGAUGAAGAUUGCUUAGAAAAA